GGAAAUUAGAACAAAGAAAAAGGAUCUCUAUAAUGAUAUUUAAGCUAAUCAAAUUUACAAUUGCAGGAAUGGUCACAUCAAAAGUUGGCAAGCGACAUGCCCUGACCGCUUGUGAUGCCUUAAGGGAGCUCUUUGUUUCUAGUCUAAUACCUGAUCGAAAACUGAAGACGCUCUCUGUGCGGCCUCUAAAUCAUCUCCCUGACACGAAGGAUGGUCACUCUCCUCUGCUCUUAUGGUUUUGGGAGGAUUGCUUAAAGCAAAGGUAUGAACGGUUUGUUAUUGCUCUUGAGGAAGCUUCAAGAUAUGUGUUAGAUGCCCUCAAGGACAAGGCACUAAAGCUGGGAGAUCCUAAUAACAAAGUUGCAUCUAAUGCUGAUUUUCACCUAUUAAAGCUCCUUGGAGAACAUCCAAAUAUGAAGGUAGUAAGAUUUUCUUCUUGUUUUCUGCGUGGUGUCUAAGGCUUAAGAGAAGAGCCUUUCUCUCCCAAUCACACAUGGACUUCAUUAAAGGGAGUAAGGGACAAAUGAAGAAUACUUAGUACAAAUUUGAGGCCAACAUAUACUAUUUUAUGGUCAAUGAGCAACCUUUUUGUAAUCGCUUAUUAUCUUUCUUCUUGGAAUUUCUUAAAUAAACAAAACCAUCUCGCAAGUAUACAACUACUGAUGUAUUUAUAAAAAACAAUAAAAACAAGAACCUAGUUGAUUCACAA
Cuscuta europaea is the source of this 709-nucleotide messenger RNA. The record is from the annotation of a GenBank genome assembly. NCBI's taxonomy places the organism in Eukaryota, Viridiplantae, Streptophyta, Magnoliopsida, Solanales, Convolvulaceae.